CUCAUAAGUUCAUCAUAUAGAUUUGCUUUCACAGUCGACCCAUCUGCUGUUCGACUGAUUUCUAGCUAAGAUUUGCCGGGAGUUUCGCUUAUAAUCUCUAGAAACUUCUAGCUAGCUUAGUAAAAGAAAGGCAGAUUAAAGUGACGAUAAUACAUGCAUCUAGCCCUUUUCAGAUUGAUAAAACAAAGUAUAUAUCCGAGUUUUAUCUUGCAUUUGUUCUUUUCUUUUCAUCUGUGACUGUCCUGGUUUAAUUCUCAGAAGAGUUUCACAGUUAGAAGUUACUAGGGGAGACGAGAGAGAGAGAUGGAUGAGAAGAAUGACAUGGAAAAGGUGGAUGAAGUGAUGCUGCCUGGGUUCAGAUUUCAUCCAACCGAUGAAGAGCUCGUCGGGUUCUACUUGAGGAGGAAGAUUCAUCAACGACCUCUCUCCAUUGAGCUCAUUAAGCAGCUAGAUAUCUAUAAAUACGAUCCCUGGGAUCUUCCUAAAGAGUUGGCAACCACGGGAGAAAAAGAAUGGUAUUUCUACUGUCCAAGGGAUCGUAAGUACAGGAACAGUGCAAGGCCUAACCGAGUGACAGGUGCUGGGUUUUGGAAAGCAACCGGAACCGAUCGCCCCAUUUAUUCCUCAGAAGGAACCAAGUGCAUUGGUCUGAAGAAAUCCCUUGUGUUCUACAAGGGAAGAGCUGCCAAAGGGAUCAAAACUGACUGGAUGAUGCAUGAGUUUCGGCUUCCAUCUCUCUCCGACUCGGCCUCAUCCAAGAGGCCUAUGGAUAAGGAUCUUCCUGCCAAUGAUUCAUGGGCAAUUUGCAGGAUCUUCAAGAAAGCCAACUCCAUGGCCCAGAGAGCUCUCUCUCACUCUUGGGUCUCUCCAUUACCUGAACCCACCGGAUCUGACAUACUCAGUAGUCAAGGUGCACACUGCACUCAGUUCAGUCCAGAGAAUAUAUCUUGCACAACCGAAGCUGGAUCUGGCCUUCAGUUUGGUUGUAAUAAUGACCUGCAGCAAUGCUCAACUACCUGCAGUUUCCCAACUUUAGAUGCUCCCUCGUAUAGAUCCAGUAACCACCCUUUUUGUAAAACAUCCUUACCUCCCAUUUCAAAUGGACAGCUUCCUGCAGGCUUCAUGUUCUCACCAGUUGAGUUGGCAGGAGCUGGCAAGAGUACAGUUGAUGUUGCUUCCAUGCUUUUAAAUCUAUCACCUGCAAUAAUGGGGGAUGCCGCCGGUAAAGUCUCAGAGCAUAUAGAUUUCGGUGGAGCACAACAGCAGUGCGAGGGCUUCUCAAUCACCUUACCACAGGAAGAGAUGCAAGGGAACAUGGGUGCAGUAGGUGUAGAAGAGACAUGCUUAUUGAGGAAGAACUCAUCGUCAAAUAUCUCCCAGGUUAAUAAUAAUAACAGCAACAACCAGUGGGGAACUGUCCGAAGCGUUGGGUUUCCCUUCAGUUUGCCUUCAAACAUGUCUGAAGCAUGGAAGCUCAAUUUUCCAUAUUGGGAUUCUCCUCCCUGUCCUAGUGAGAUGUCCACUGCUAGUUAUUCCAUAAACAAGUGUUACACUUGAUCAUCAUUCAACAAACUGUCACGCAUACAUGACUAAAAAGUCUAAAAAUACCUACCUAUGUUCCAGUUUUGAAUGAGCAGUUUGAAGUUCAUCUGAGAGAAUAUUUUCUGUUUACUAUUGCUGUACAGUCUUUCUUUAUUAAUCCAAGUAGACAGAUUGGCUA
Messenger RNA from Nelumbo nucifera (sacred lotus), 1720 nucleotides. RefSeq names its product NAC (No Apical Meristem) domain transcriptional regulator superfamily protein (gene FEZ). Gene Ontology annotation, biological process: regulation of DNA-templated transcription. NCBI's taxonomy places the organism in Eukaryota, Viridiplantae, Streptophyta, Magnoliopsida, Proteales, Nelumbonaceae. Gene Ontology annotation, molecular function: DNA binding. The record is from RefSeq and is a predicted model, not a curated record.